Brassica oleracea var. oleracea is the source of this 929-nucleotide messenger RNA. RefSeq names its product universal stress protein YxiE-like. NCBI's taxonomy places the organism in Eukaryota, Viridiplantae, Streptophyta, Magnoliopsida, Brassicales, Brassicaceae. The transcript has 4 exons. The coding region runs from base 45 to 650 and encodes 201 amino acids. The record is from RefSeq and is a predicted model, not a curated record.
UGUCACACAAUAAUUUCAUUAAAAAUAUUUUAAAAAAAAAAUCAAUGGCGGAGGAUCAAGCAACGGCAGCGAUGGAAACAUCGAAGGUGGAGGAGAAGCAGCCAGAGACAAAAGAGGCUGAAGCACCGGGAGUGACGACGACAAAAAGGAUCAUCGUUGCAAUCGACGAGAGCGAUUCGAGCUUCUACGCUCUUCAAUGGGUCAUUGACCAUUUCUCUACCCUAUUAAUGACCACUGAGGGGGCUGAAGCGGAAGGUGGGUUGCUCACGGUGGUUCAUGUUCAACCUACGUUCCAUCACUUUGCUCCUUUUCCGGCUGGACCCGGCGCAACAGCAGCUGUGUACCCACCUUCGUUGAUGAUAGAGUCGGUGAAGAAAACAAAACAGGAGACCUCUGCAGCGCUUGUCUUGCGUGCACUUCAAAUGUGCCGAGCCAAACAGAUACGUUCUGAAACUCUGGUGUUUGAAGGCAAAGCAAAGGAAAUAAUUUGCCAGGCGGUGGAGCAAAUGCACGUUGAUCUUCUUGUCGUCGGUAGUCGUGGCCUUGGCAAGAUCCGAAGAGCGUUAAUUGGGAGCGUUAGCGAUUACUGUGCUCAUCACGCUAACUGCCCCAUCCUUAUUGUGAAGCCACCAAAGGAGAUUACUAGUUAAUCAAAACAAGUUCUACGUGUUUGGGUAAAUCUUAUGAAGAGUAUGUGUCGUUCCUACGUGUGUGUGCGUGUGUUUGAAUAUAUUUAAACUUGGAUCGAUCAUCAAGAAUUCAAGAUGCGUUUCUGUGUGUUUGAAAAGUAAUGGCAAUAUAUGAAUAGAGUCGAAUAAUGAAACGAAGUAACUUGUAGUUUUUCGCUUGUGUGCACCUAUUAUUGUAUAUUUUCCUUGUAAUCAUAUUGAACUCUUCAAGAUUAUAAUUACCCAAGAAUUUCGUUCUCA